Nylanderia fulva is the source of this 2765-nucleotide messenger RNA. RefSeq lists its product as uncharacterized. The record is from RefSeq and is a predicted model, not a curated record. Gene Ontology annotation, cellular component: presynaptic membrane. Gene Ontology annotation, biological process: neuromuscular synaptic transmission; neuron-neuron synaptic transmission; clustering of voltage-gated calcium channels. Lineage: Eukaryota; Metazoa; Arthropoda; Insecta; Hymenoptera; Formicidae.
AAUGAUCUUGUCACUCGUGACAAGCGGAAGCUCUCGCUGUGAGUCCUUGGAAGAUACCGUGCGCCACCGAAUCUUCGAACCGUAUUAUAACAGCUGGAACAGUGUGCGGCUCUCAUCGCCACCGAUCAUUCUGAUCCGUGAUAGCACCGUGAUAGCACUGCGAUGAGAGGCGAUUAUAACGCAUAAGAGGGGGAGGAGGAGGGAACGAGAGAACGAGGGAGCAAAGGAGAGCGGUACUCUGGGCCGGUGGUCCGCCGCGCGAGCGACGAUGCUGUUCGCGAUAAUGCGAUAGUGUUGGUCCGCGCGUUUAGCGGCUAAGCGCGGUUGAUAAAAGAUAGCAGUUGUACCGAAGACAAGUCAGUACUCACCCCGCUGCUGCCGACUCCAGGAUCCAUUUGAUUUUCGAGCGCACGGACGAGGGUUGCAUCCGGUUAACGCGGCUCCUUCGCGUCGAUGUUGAUGUUGUCUCGAGGAGUCCCUUGUGUGCGUUGAAAUACAAAAUAUUUUGUGUGAUUAUAUUUACAUAAUUCAAUCUGAGAAACACGAGAAAGUGUUUUUCAUCAUCAUUGGAAGAAGCUGCAUUUUCGACGUGUCCGACGUUGAAGAAGUUAGCUAGGAACUCGAAAGCGUAAUAGAUAAAUAUAUCGUCAGUCUGUCAAGAGUCAUAUCAUUAUGUGAGCAUGAACAUGUCACGAUGACAGAGGUUGAUCUUGACGGAUAAGUCGAAGAAUCAAGCUCAAGAGUUGAGACGUCAUCGAAGAAUGUCAGGAAGAAAACGUCGAACGUCAUCGUAUUUGGACACGUUGCCCCUCGUUCUUUUGAACUGAUCACCUUUUUUUUCUUCUUUCCUCUUUCUCUUUUUAUAUGAUAGUCAGUAAUCCUGAAGGCGCAAACCAUGCAUAAUGACCAGCGGCGCGACUACUAAAUUCGACCCGGAUUGGAUAAGAAUGGUCGAGUUGCGCGCGGCUAGCGCCGGGAUGACUGGGGGGCUAGACAGGAGAUCCUCGAAUCGUCUGCACUACGCCAUCCUGACGAUCCUGGACACGAUAUUCUCCGCGUUCAUGGUCGCGCCCGCGGUGGUCGGUUACUGGCGAGGUACCUGGGAGCUCAGCGAUUUCUAUGUCUAUCCAAAUGAGCCGGUGUUCAGCAGCUUCGCGUCGAUUGCGAUGGGCUUCAUCGGCCUCUUCGUCUUCAACGUCCUGCAACACAGCCUGGACGACAUCCUCCAUCCGGACAAACAUCGGCUGUCCUAUUAUCUCGGCUCCCGGCUCUACACCGGCGUGUUCGGUCUGUGUUGCGUGAACGCCUGGCGCGGCCCCUGGAAGGCUCUGGACAUCUACACGGAACAGACGCCCGGUACAGCUGUUGCCACGGUCGUCAUCAGUCUCCUCGCGCUCGGCAUCAUGCGCGCGAUCCGCAACGUCUCCGCGCCGCCGUUCUCGCUCGUUCUCGACUCGUGUCAGGGUUACUUCGAAGUGCAAACUAUGUUUCGCGUCAAUAAUACGAGGGACUGGUCAUUGUACUUACUGGAUUGUGCCUUUAGUGUCGGUGUUGUUGGCACAUUGGUUGUUUUCGUUUGGAGAGGAGUUUGGAUGCUCUUCGAUAUCUACCUAUUUCCAGAAAAUCCCAAAUAUUCUGCCGUUGGCUCACUGGUCAUCGGGUAUUUUAUAGUCAUCAUAACGUUCUGUCUCCAACCGCUAAUGCGAUACGUCUGCGCGCGUCUUCAGGGUCUGCUUCUCCUGGUAGUCGCAGACGCUUUUCUCCUUCUGAGUUUCCUGGGGACCGUGAACGUCUGGCGCGGUAUCUGGAACGCGCUCGAUCUGUGGUUGUUGCCAGAUAAUCUGGAACUGUCCUGCUGGAUCACCCAUGUUGGCUGUUUCGUUUUCCUCGUCCUCCUUAAUUGUAGCAACACCAUUCUUGUACGUGGCGUUUACAUCGAUGCCGAGGAGGAGGCAGGGAAGUGCGUCGUGUUUCCAUGUCACUAUCUUCGAUUAUUCUUCAAGAUCGAACGCGAGAAGAAGCAGGCGAGGCAGCAGAAGUUGUUGGUGGCCACCCAAGAUUUCGACAGUCGCACUGAUGUAAACGAGAAGGACAGCGAGAAUGGAACUCUCCUGCCGAAUAAUACCGCGGUGACGAUAUCCGCGAAUGCGGACUCUGUCGCAUAGAUGAUACGAGAAGCCGAUUAUUUAUCGUAGAUAAUUCGAACGGAGAAUGAUUUGCCGCGUACGAAUUCGAGCGUGUUGAAGAAGUGACUCACAUUUGCCAAAUAUUUGCGCGAGACUGUGUUUCUUUCCACAUGGAAUUUUAUACGUGACCAUCAUCCUAUAAACGCAGUAAUCCUUUCAAUCGUGAUCCUAAGCAGAGAUCGGAGAAUCAGGACGUAGUGAGUUUUAUAAAGAAGAUACCUUGACUAGUGAUACGCGCAGCAGAAAAAAAACGGAAGGCUGUGAAUGAACGCAUGAAUGAAGUGAACGAUGCAUUUGCAGUAAGACUCCGUAUAUUUGCAGUGCAAUAUAUAAUACGCAAAUGAUAUGCAAAUGGGAUGACAAAAGUUAGAAUUUUAUUGAAACUAGGAAAUAAUGCUGCCGCGCAUUUUGCCUUCGAAGAUCGUUCGUAUAGUUAACUAUACCUGAGGAAAAACUAAUGUGCAAUCUAUAUAUAUAAAAAAGGAAAGGCUAUUUAUAUAUUUAUUUUAAAAUGUUGUGUAUAAAGAGAUUGAUCUAUAUAGAGAUACUUACUAAAUAAAUCGAGUAUUAAUAUGUUAA